GCAGUUGAUUGCAUACGCGAAAUGUUCACUGUAUGAUUCACAAGCCACUUCGCUCGACCAAGCACAACAACAGUGUAUGGCAGAUACAGUGUAAUGAAUUUGUCAAGAAAUUAGGUCAAGAAUGGAGAGCCGGGUUGAAAUGGAGAAAAACCAAACAAAACGGAAAGGCGCCAUGGCUUCCUGUUGGCAUCGAUGGAUAUGCAUUGCAGCAAAGUUUCAUUACAAUUUGGAGACACUUUUCUUCAAAUAUGGCUACUUCAUAGCUGGCAACCCAUUGGUAGUUAUUGCUGUGUGCAUCAUUUUCACAGGUGCUUUUGGGUGGGGAUUCUUGUGGUUGAAAAUCGAGAGCAGAACUGAAAAGUUAUACGUUCCUAAAAACAGCAGAGCCAAAAACGAUUUGGAUGCAGCUGACAAGUUGUUUAUAGUUCAAACGCGCAUUAUUCAUGUCAUCAUUUCAAGAAAGGAUGCAAAAAAUAUGCUCACAAGAGAAGCUUUUGGAGCUGGUCUGGAACUGAUGCAAGACAUUGUCAACAACACUGCCAUUGAGAAAGUUUGCAUUAAAGGGAACAUAAGUGAGCAGCCUUCGCUGAGUGCAGCGACAGCGCAGUGUCUGAGAACAGAUCCUUUUCAAUUGUUUAAAUACUCACAGGGUGAAAUUGCCAAUGCGAGUAUUGCCGGAAGAGUUAAUGAAUUGAUGAGAAAUGCAGACUACAUCAUGAAAAAUGGAAGGCCAUUAUCAGCAAACAUACACACGAUGCUUGGAAACAUGAAGAAAGCACCAAAUGGUACUAUAAUUUCAGCGCAAGCUCUUAGGAUUGACAUCCCGUCAAAAUUUCCAAAAACGGACCAGGAAUAUGAAAGUAUUCUUGACUGGGAAGGAAAGUUUCUUAAGUAUAUUGGCUCUGUCAAAGCAAAAUUUGAAAAGAAAGGUUUUGAUAUCUAUUACUUUACGUUUAAAAGUAUUGACGAUUCGAUCAACGAGAGUACGAGUGGUGACAUAGUUUUGAUCACAAUAACAUUUACAAUUAUGUGUUCAUUCACAUGCAUGUCAUUGGGAAGAUUUCGUAAUCGAGUGACCGGACACGGACUGGCAGGAAUGGCUGGACUCUUAGCUGUUACCAUGGGAAUCGGUAGCUCAUUUGGGCUAUUGAUUAUCUGCGGAGUGAAGUUUCUUGCCAUGGUUGGUAUAUUGCCCUUCCUGAUUUUGGGAGUUGCUAUCGAUGACAUGUUUAUAAUUCUGGACGAGCUAGACCGGACUGACUUUAACCUACCUACCAGAGAAAUCAUUGCAAAGGUCCUUGGGCGAGUUGGAGGCACCGUUACUAUGACAACACUCACAGACCUUGUUGCCUUUGCGGUGAGCACAACCAGCGCCUUCCCAGCAAUCCAAUACUUCUGCGCCUUCGCUGCGGUUGGACUCACAUUCUCGUAUUUGAUGAUAAUGACGUUUUUCGUUGCAUUUUUGGUUUUUGAUAUUAAAAGAAUCAAAGCUGGUAGAUGGGAUAUAAUUCCAUUGUUAAGAAAGGCUGACUUUAAAAUCGAUGCAGAAACAGGGUUGAUUGUAAGCACAAAACAGCAAUUUUCUUCUCUUAUCAUGAACAUGCUUGGUCGAAUUUUAACUCACAGAGUUGGCAAGCUUCUUGUCAUCUUGGGCAGUUUUGGUCUUCUCGCCGCCGGGAUCAUUGGUGCCUUGAGCAUUACUGAAACAUUCAAUUUAAGAAUGCUUGGUAAAGACGGCUCACAAUACAUUCAGUUUCUUGACAAGGAAAAGGAAUACUUUGCUGACCCGAUCCCAUUAGCAUUGUCGUUCCAGGAGCAUUUCGACUUGAUACUGAAGAGAAUCAGAGAGUAUUCUAAAAUAAGUACCUUGGCCAUAAAAAGCCAUUCAACAAUGCUGCAACAGUCUAUUGAUUGGCUCAGAGAGUUUAGAGUCUGGUCAAAAUCUCACAAUAAGAGCACUAUUGGCAGCGAUUUCCUGACGUCACUUGGAGAGUUCCUUCUAAUUCCCAGAAACAAACAGUAUGCUUCUGACAUAAAAUUUUCCAGUGACAGAAGACAGAUUUUAGCCACGCGGAUUCACGUUUUUAUGAAAAAUACAGACGAUUCUAGCAAGAGCAAAGAUUGCAUGUUAAACCUUCGAGAAGCAUUAGACAAAAAAACCUCAAUGAAGGCAUACGCAGCAGCAGUUGCAUUUCUAUAUUUCGAGCAAUACGUCCUUAUUGUACCAGAGACAACUCGAAACGUCGUUGUCUGCGGCAUUACUGUCUUGAUAAUGACCGCACCCUUUCUACUGCAUCCGGGAAUUCUCCUGCUCAUGGUUGUCAGUUUUACAGCCUUGAUUUUUGAGCUUAUGGGUAUGAUGGCAUUAUGGAGUGUUUCCUUGAAUAGCAUUUCAAUGAUCAUUCUCACUAUGGCUAUAGGCUUCUGCGUCGAUUACAGUGCCCAUGUUGCGCAUGCUUACGUCACAUCGGAUGCAAACGAUGCGAAAAACGGCAUUAUAGGCUCGUUAACAACUACUGGUGCUAGCGUUUUCAUGGGAGGUUUCAGCACGUUUCUUGGAAUGCUUGUUACUGGUUUUUCAUCGUCAGAAAUCUUCCGCAUCUUCUUCAAGAUGUUUUUGGGAAUAGUGGGUCUCGGUCUAUUGCACGGACUUGUCAUUCUCCCAACUUUUAUAGCUACAUUGAACAUCUCACGGGUAUCUCAUGGGAAAAGGAGAGAUGACAGUGAUGUUGAUGGACAGGUAAUCGACAACAAAGUGUGUGAUCAAGGCGAACGUAUGAAGAACUUGACAGAAAAGGCAUAGCAUUUUUAGGGUGUAAAAUUAUUCAAAUUCAGGUUUUAAAGGGUAAUUCUUUUCUAGAUGUAUGUAAAAUAGGUGUAUAUAAUGGAAGCCUUUGGAGAAGAUUUUAGAAUAGUUCUCUUUAUGAUAUCUUUAGAUCAAGCUAAACAAUGAGACAUUUUGUGAGACACUCGGGGUCCGUAGAAAUUUCGUAUGAGGAGGACUGUAUGACUGCGGAGCAAAGUGAACUCUAUGGAGAAAAAGAGGUUCUGGUCAGUGGCGUACCCAGGGCCGCAGCAGUGGGGAAGUCUGGGGCGGAGCCCCCAGAUUUUUUCUGGACCUCGCCCUUCAGACACUCGCAAAUGCGGAAAACGCCCUUUUUGCAAAAGUUCCCUCCAUUUUUUCAUUAAUGUUAGCUACGGUAAAUAGCAAAGUAUUUUACAAUUGUUAUUGACACAAGCAUAUAGUAUACUACCCCCCCCCCCAAAUGAGUUUUACAUCAUUUUUGGACAAAUCUCGAGGAUCAUAUUUUAGAAAAGUAGGGGGGUCCGGACCCCCCUAUUCCCUCCCUUGGGUACGCCACUGGUUCUGGUUAUUGGGAAAACUUUUGAAACCAUGCCUUUUAGAACCUCUAAAAAGCAGAGGAAAUAGCCAACAGUAAAUGUAUCAUAUUUAUAUGAAAUGUUUUUCAAAAAAAUCAUAAAGUUAUCAUAAAGUAGCUUACUUAGAAACAGUUUUUCGGUAUGGAAUUAUAGGAUAUCUUACCACAACUUUCGCAUGAUAUCUACAUUCUAAACAAACAUGAACGGAGACUUUGUUUAAAUAAGGUUGCUAAGAUGGUGUCAAGCAUUUCUGUUCUAAGUAAAGUUUUGAGAAAGUUAUUUUCCUCAGAUUCCUUGAACUAAAGCGUUUCCGAAAGCAUUUCAGUUGGGUAAGAUUUGAGGUAAAAUAAACCGAAUUAACAAAAACAGACUGAGUGAGUCUUGUGUAAGCAACACUGGUUACUGAGGGAUUUUGGAUUGGCUUUAGGAAGCCUUUUAGUGAAGCCCCCUCUUUUAAUAAGAACCAUUAACUUGAAGUUCAGGCAGAUACUUCUUAAUUUUUCCAAAACUUUGAAGCUGGAUUGUUCUUAAUUUUUUCUUAUAUUUUUAGGGUGCAAAAAAAGCAAUUGCUAGCGUUCAGGCACCAUUUUAUUUGCCAACAAAAUGAGCGAGGCCAAUUUUGAGACUCGUGUUUUUUGAAAAACUGUUCUCAUGGAAAAGAGUAAAUAGCCAAAAAGCCCACAAUAAAAAAAAUUGUUCAGGACCCCCUUUUUAUUGGAGGCCCUUAGUUUUGGAACUAAGAUGGCCUAAACUGCGUAUACCCCUGCGAAGAGCCAGCUCAUUAAGGAUUUGAGACCAGUUCAUCUCUUUCAUCCCAAAUCGUCGACAAGAGCUAACGUAAAUUAUCUUUCAAGACCCUUGGCUCAUUGUUUUUCAGCACUUUUAAGGGGGGCUUAUAAGAAAGGGGGCUGAAUUGAAAGAGAGGGCUCGAUAAAUAUUUUGUAACAAAAACCAUUUUCAGUGGUAGACUAUUUGCUUGUUUUUUGCGAAUAAAAUCUACAUCAUUAUUACUACAAUAUUACAUUUUUACUUGUUAUCUACAUCAUUUUAAUUGUCAUUGUCAUGAAUCAUUAAUUCUAAAAUAUCUUCUUGGGCCAUGUCGUCUUCUGAAAUCGAGCAUUCGAAAAGGUCGACUUCAUCCCUCUGACUACCCAUGGCCUGUAAUUUUGUAAAAGGCUCUCGCAUGGCCCGUGCUUAAUGCACAUUAAAUUUUUGUCUUUGGAUCCGCCGAGACUGGAAGAAACAUGCUUUGAAUUUUGAUUUGGCGAGAAAUAACGACCAACGAAUAAAAUGAAAAUCUCCGUUUUUUGUCAAGAUCUGUUUGCAUUUUUCAGCAUACAUGAAACAGGGGAAGAAAAUUUUCCUUUAUAAUAUUUUUGUGAUUUGCUAAAUAAGCCCCCACCUUCGAGUAACCCCCCUCCCGAAUAAGCCCCCAUUCAAAUA
Molecule: messenger RNA, 4824 nt
Organism: Rhopilema esculentum
Lineage: Eukaryota; Metazoa; Cnidaria; Scyphozoa; Rhizostomeae; Rhizostomatidae
Product: patched domain-containing protein 3-like
Cellular component (GO): membrane
Source: RefSeq, a predicted model, not a curated record